This is a messenger RNA of Camarhynchus parvulus, 3659 nucleotides long. It is a transcript of the gene CLDN5, whose product is annotated as claudin 5. The transcript has a single exon. Gene Ontology annotation, biological process: bicellular tight junction assembly; cell adhesion. The record is from RefSeq and is a predicted model, not a curated record. Gene Ontology annotation, molecular function: structural molecule activity. Gene Ontology annotation, cellular component: plasma membrane; bicellular tight junction. Lineage: Eukaryota; Metazoa; Chordata; Aves; Passeriformes; Thraupidae. The coding region runs from base 78 to 728 and encodes 216 amino acids.
GCAGCCGCCCGGGGCAGCGGAGCAGACCCACCGCGCUUUCCUUCCUGCGGAGCCUGCGGGACAGCGGUGGCAGCAGCAUGACUUCGGCGGCGGUGGAAAUUUUGGGGCUGGGACUGGGCAUCCUGGGCUGGGUGGGGGUGAUCGUGGCCUGCGGGUUGCCCAUGUGGCAGGUGUCGGCCUACAUCGGCGGGAACAUCGUGGUGGCGCAGACCAUCUGGGAAGGGCUGUGGAUGAGCUGCGCGGUGCAGAGCACGGGGCAGAUGCAGUGCAAGGUGUACGACUCCAUCCUGGCGCUGCCGCCCGAGGUGCAGGCGGGCCGGGCGCUCACCGUCAUCGUGGCGCUGCUGGGGCUGGUGGCGCUGCUGGUGACCGUGGUGGGCGCGCAGUGCACCAACUGCAUACGGCCCAGCAAGAUGAAGUCCCGCAUCGUGAUCGCCGGCGGGGCCAUCUACAUCCUCUGCGGGGUCCUGGUCCUCAUCCCACUCUGCUGGUUCGCCAACAUCGUCAUCAGCGACUUCUACGACCCCAGCGUGCCGUCGUCCAAGAAGCGGGAGAUGGGGGCCGCGCUCUACAUCGGCUGGGCGGCCACGGCCCUGCUGCUCUUCGGGGGCUGCCUCAUCUGCUGCUGCUCCUGCUCCCAGCGCGACGAGACCUCCUUCCCCGUCAAGUACUCGGCGCCGCGGCGGCCCACGUCCAACGGCGAGUACGACAAGAAGAAUUACGUCUGAGCGGGGCUGGCCCGCUCCGCGGCCCCGCGGGGCACGGACAGACGGCUGCGGCCCGGGAGCGUCUGCGGGGAGCUCCAGCGCUCCCCUGCCUGGAGGCUUUUCUUAGCGGGGACCCCCGUGAAGCGGCGGCCCUAGGCAGGGCAGCGCCCCGCUGCCCUCCACCCCGGCUUCCCGGCGGGUCCGGCCGCUCCGCUGCGGGCAGCGCCGCGCUUGGCGCCGCCGGCUCUCGGUACUGACCGACCGCGCUGCCGGCCGAGCAAAGCCUCCGCGAACCAGCAUCGGGAACCGAGGAGCCCCGGCGAGCCACGGCGGCAUUUACCGGGACGCCCCGUCCGGGCUUCACCGCCGCCGCCUGCCCUCCAGCUCCCGCCGCAGGCCCCGGCCGUUCCCCGGCGUUCCCGUGACACUUGUGAGUACCCUGCCGCCCGCUGUGGCUGCCGGUGCCUCGGGGCACCGCCUGGCUGCCGGGACCGGGCGUCGGGUGCGCACCAGAGCCGAGGAGCAGCUUCGCAUCUUCAUCAUCUCUCCCCAAAGGCUGCAUCUGGCAGUUCCCACUCGGACUGAUAAGGGGGGUUUGAUCUAUUCGGGCAAUUAAAAUAGGGAUCCUGUCCAAAGCAUGACACUAACCUCGGCCCUUAAUCUCACAGGCAGCAACUCUUUGGAGAAAGUUGUUUGACUUUCUUCAGUUGUUUCAGUCCCUCAGUGAAGCGUAUUGGUCUGUGUGUAUUUGAAACCUCAAAAGAGAUUUCAGGUAGUUGCUGUCCUUUAGUGGAGUACAAAUCAGAUUGUAGGUUGUCUCUUGAGGUUCUUCAUCUCUUCUUCAGCUUAUGCUCUGUUUUUACUUGAAUAUGAACUCAUUGCCAGAAUUAUUCAAGGACUCGAUUAAGAAAUCUAGGAGAUCACUGUAUGUCCUGGCUCCAGCAGGGCCUCUGCUCCUCUCAUCUGCACUACAGGAGAUUGGAAACCUAAAAAUCAUCCCAGAUACUGAUGGUUGGGGGGAAUGAUGUCUUUGUGGCCUUCUUGCCAAGCUCUGCUUGCUGCCAGUUUUGAAAUGUGUGUUCAGUUGGACGUGAGCUUGGUUGGCUCCCCACCAUGGUUUUAACACGUGCUUUCCUUCAUUUACCAAAUCAAGCAAAAAAUUGCUAGAAGAAUUUUACCAAAAAUAUCUUGACUGAGACUUUACACCAGGUGAUCAGUUGUGAAGUCAUGACUCUCACAGCUCUCAGCUCCUCUGCCCUAGUCACACUGCAGACUGGAAGGAAGAUGGUUUGGGCAACAUAACUAAUUUUCCUGAGGUCAACACCUCCUGAAUUUCAUCACAGUCUGAAAUAUUAGCUUACACUUUUUCAUUUUAGACUGCAGAGACAAACUUUGUUAAGGGAGGGGCUUAAGGGGAUGGUGUGAUACUCCUCCAAUCUAAUUAUUUGUAAAUCCACACAGGAUUAUGCUACUGACUGUGGCAGCAUCUGCAUUGCCAUAAGGAGAUUUCUGCCAAGAGUUAGGGAGGAAAUGUGCUGUUUAUACUCCUCAGAGAUCAACCCUACAACCUCAUAGGUCCUCACAAUCAUGUAGCAAUACAGUGCACACCUGACCUGAGCACUAACUCUUACAGCUUUCUGGUAACACCAAACUUAUUGACAAACCAUAACUGUGGGUCUGACAGAUUUACAUUGACCCUGUUCUUGCCUUGCUUAGCAAACUUAAAAUCCUGGAGGUAUCAGCAAUUCAUACACUGGAAUGAGAGACUAAAGCCUUGCCCCUGCAAAUUUUGAUGUUGAAUAUUGAGCACCUUUUUGAAGAUAACUCCUUUUGUUUUUUAAACACAUAAAUAGCAGGGUCUGAGCUCAUCAGAGAAUACAAAAGCAGAGCAAUGUGUCUACAACUACUUCUGCUCUAUAAAGAGGUGCAGCUCUAAUACUGCCUCCAUUUAAAUAAAAGCUGUAAUAUUGUUUUUAUGAUGUGAUAUGUAGUUUUGGUACAAGAGUGAAACAUUCUAUAUUUCAUCAUUGCAACUUUUUGAAAACAGUGUAACCUUGUAAACUGUAAAUGUAUUUAAAGGUAUAUAUUUUGCAAGAAAUCUACCAAAGUUGGCUUGUUAUAUGGUUUGGUGCCUUUAUUUCAUGACUACUUUGUUUUAAAUUGUAACAUCCAACUGUAUUUGUCACUCAGCUCUCUGGUGUCUAGCAAAUGAGUCCACAGAUAUUAGUCCAAAUCCUGGAGCUUGCUCUCUUUUGUCUCAAGUUAAAGAACUAAACCCCACUGACAAAAAUGUCUGCAUGUCUCUGAGCAGUAGAGCCUUCAGAAGUGCUGCAGAAUUUGGGGUCUGACCAAAAGAUGAAAUGUUCCUGGACAAUCCAUCACUAGCAUUUCAAAGCAAAACUGGUGUCUUUGGGAGAGGGAGGGGAAACCAGUGCCUUAGAAGGGAAUUUUAACAGGCCAAAUUUCUUGUAUCGAGGCAGGGCUGGAUCCUCUUAAAACCAAAAUCUGAAAAACUUACACAGAAAGAUCUCUUGGAAGAAGCCAGUGCUAACUGUGCAUGUGCUACUAAACACAGCAUCAUCCUACCAAAACUGUAACUUGUGCCUGAGAUCAGUGGGGCAGCACCCAAUAAUACUUGCAGGAAGUGGAGCCCGUUUUAAAAAAUAUUUUUAUAUUUAAUCUCAUCCUUCAGUAUCUUUAGUUGUUGCUGUGCUUUAAAAGAUAACCUGAGAGAAUGCUGUUACUGAUGUCACUGGCUUCAGGGUAAAAGUCUAAGUUGGUUUCUAUGAUUUGUUUUCUAAGAACAAAGAUCUAGUCCUGAAUUUAAAACCUUGGAAGUGCUCAGGAUCAGGCCUGAACCUCAUCCCAAUGAAAAGAUGAAUCUAUAGCACUUGUUUACUAUUUUUAUUUUGUAUUUAUGAUUUCGCAUAAAAAUAAAAACAUGUAAACCAA